AUGCAGAUCUAUGAUACGAUUCUACCAAGCAUACGAGGCUCGCUUCCCGGCACACCCGAGCACUCGGACUGGGGGGCGACUUGGCUCAGAAUCAAGAUCUGCAUCCUCGACAUCCUACACGACUGUGUCACGUACCUCGUUGAUAACGCAUCUUCGAGGGAGCUACUCCUCGACACGAUGAUGAAUUUGACCAAGGCGACGAGGAACGGCAAUACUCAAACGGCGGCACUUCUCGACUCGCCAUUACUGGUCGACUAUGAAAACCUCUUUGCAUUUUCCGCCAUCCUGGAUAGUCUCGGUGUCCAGUCUGACGAUAUGAAGAUUCGCCAUCUGACCCAGAUUUUCCUUCCGUAUGGAGAGAACGUUCACAUGGAGUCCGCUAUACUGCAAACUCUCUUCCAUGACGCGGAUGUGGAGAAGACACCGUUGGCGAGGACAAGAGACUUUCCCCCGACGACAACGAAGGGCAAAGGACGAGCUACCCAGGCACAGGUAGAAGAUGAAAGCAGGAUUGAGGAAGUCAUCGUGCACGUUUUAGAGAUCCUACCUGACCAAGAUCCCGAAUUCCUAAGGCGUUGCCUCCAACACCCCACGUAUCGAGGUGAAGAUGGCAAGGACAAGCUAAUUGCCUCGCUCUUGGAUGGGUCGAUCCCGAUUGAACUCAUGGACGCCGCCGAACCCUCUGGGCAAUCUACUGUCAUAGACGCGUCGAUGGAAGCCGUGGAGAAAAGACGCAACGUGUUUGAUGACCAACUCAUCGAUUUGUCAAGUCUGAGGAUAGGGAAGAAGCGGCAAGUCCUACUCCUGCGGGUUUCACAAGAUGAUAAUGCAGACGAGAUGAUGCAAGAUAAAUCAUGGAUACAAGAGAUGAAAGCAGAGAUUAUGCGACGAGCUGAAGUGACUUCGGACGACGAGGAAGAGAUGGAUCGUCAACGCGGCUCACGCAAGACACCGUAUGAGUACGAAGACGACGAUCAAUUUGAUGAGCUGGAUGACUCUGUUGGAAAUGUCAGCGUUGCAGGGGACGGAGAAGAGAGCGAUGCAUCGGACGAUGAGCCAGAUACAAAUAAGAUCGAGACGAUAUUGGAGCUUGCCUACAUUAACGAUCCAAAGGUCUUCGAUCGUGAUUCGGCAACAAGAAAGUCCAAGGAGAGGGCGGACUUGAGCGCCAAGACAGGCUGGAGCCACGAGCAACUUGAGGGGUGGCGUAUCGUGCUCGAACGCAACCCCCGAAAGAACAAGAUCCUUCAAAAGCAUGAGUUUAGAGGGAACAAGGCACUCCAUCCUGUGGACGGGAUCAACGAAGCUGGUCCUUCACGGCGGGGUGGGGAAUCUCAUUCACAGCUCAAAGGCGAAACGGGCUCUCAUCACCCACGAGAACAAGCGCAAGCUCAAGGGGGAGAGCCACGAGGAAAGGCUAGAGGAGGUGGCAGUCGAGGCCGUGGCCGUGGACGCGGGUCAGGUGGAGACGAGAACACAGCGCGUGAUAGGGCAUGGAAAGAGCGGAACAAGAAUCGAGCUCGUGGGCGUGGUCACGAUAAGAAAAUGGCUCGGGGAGCUCCUGCGGAGACAUGA
This is a messenger RNA of Serendipita indica DSM 11827, 1575 nucleotides long. The record is from the annotation of a GenBank genome assembly. NCBI's taxonomy places the organism in Eukaryota, Fungi, Basidiomycota, Agaricomycetes, Sebacinales, Serendipitaceae.